UGGGCGGGCCUGGCGAGUUGGGGGGCUGGGCUGGACGGAGCUAGUUUGGGCGGGAAAGAGAAGCCAAGGGAUUGGAUAAGAGCGGGACGUUCUCCUCACAGGUGACUUUGGCGACCAUCCUUGGUGAGAUCCACUGAGGGCAGUGGGAUUUGCUUCCUGAGUAAACAGGCAUAGGGCUUCAUAUUCCGCUUUUUCCUUUCCUGAAGGGGAGCCAGAACGGCUUUUCAGCUGAAAAAUACCCCGGUCAAAGAAAACACACACAAAAGCAAAACGACAACAAAACAAGCCCAGAAACAAUAAGCUCUCGCAUACAAAAUACUCUCUUAAUAAAUGACUUAGACGAAAUGUUUGUCCAAGCCACAAUGAAUUAAUGAGAUUUGCUUUUGAAACUGACACCACACACAAAUACUUUUUUUAAAAAAAAGGUUUUAACAACUAUUUUUCGAUACUGGUUGCUUAAUUUCUGCUGACUUUUGUUGUGUUUUAACCUUUCAAAAGCCACCCUUAGUGCUGCAAAUUACAGCAAAGGAUGGAGGAAUAUAUUAAAAUAAUAUUGCUGUUCUAUAGUUCUUUUAAUAUAAAUCGCUCAAGUUGUGUAGCAUAAAACUGCAAACAUCGUAUCACGAUGCAUUCUAAAACAAUCACUAAUCCAAAAUAUAAAAGCAGUAAAAAGGCACCUCACCUCCAAAAAAAGAGAACGAGAAUACAAAGGCAUACCUUUUAAAGAGAAAUGAUUUUGAAACAUAAUCUUCUAAUCGUUAGACAGUUCCGUUAUUUUAUUGCUGAUUGAUUUGUUCUGUAUAAACGCUGGCUUCUGCUUUUAUUUUUAUUGCUUUUAUUAGUCUUGGAUGUUGGGGUUUGUUUGUUCAACCCUGAUGAACAGAUUGAAAGGCAGGAUGUUAACAUUUAAAAAUCGAUCUUACGAGGAAAGGUUACAAUAUUCAGGGCUUUUCGGUUUAGAGAAAAGGCGAGUAAGAGGAUAACAGAAUAUGCAAAAAUAUGCAUGGCAUAGAGAAAGAGGCUACAGCAUGUUUUUCUCCUCUCAUAGCACUAGAACUCGUGGGCAUCCUGAAUGUUGGAUUUGAGACUGAUAAAGCACUUCUUCAUACAGCACACAGUUAAACUAUGGAACUCACUGCCACAGGAGGCAAUGAGGAGGUGGCCACCAACUUGAAUGGUUUUCAAAGAGGACUAGACAAAUUCAAGGAGGUGAUAAGAAAAUAAAUGCUCCUUCAAUUACAUAAAGGUAUAUUGAACUAAUAGGGAUGUGGGUGGUGCUGUGGGUUAAACCACAGAGCCUAGGACUUGCCGAUCAGAAGGGUGGUGGUUUGAAUCCCCGCGGCUUAGUCAUGCUGGCCACAUGACCCGGAAGCUGUACGCCGGCUCCCUUGGCCAAUAAAGCGAGAUGAGCGCCACAAUCCCAGAGUCGGCCACGACUGGACCUAAUGGUCAGGCGUCUCUUUACCUUUACCUAUAUUGAACUAAUAAAGGGAGCAGCCAUGUUUCUUUCCUCUCGACUGUGAGGCCUUGAAAUAAAAUGCAUCUUGAUAUAAAACGUAUCCCCAUGAGUCAGACCCCUUGCGACUAUAAAGACAUGUAACAAUUUGUUUUGCAACAUUUUCAAAUUAAGUGCUUUGUAACAACUGAUCGUCUUAAAGCUUGCAAAACAGUUUGCAGUUUACACUUGAAAUCUAUGCAACCAUCUUUUGUUUGUUAUUAUUUUUAUAUAAUUUUUAUAUAUAAUUUUUAUUUAUGAUUUCCAAUUGUAUACCUUUCAAUAAUUUUACAAUCAUUUUAACAUUUUGAAACUCGACUUCCUUCCCCCCUCUUUCUGCGGUUCCUUAAAUUUGUUUUUUUUAAUAUCUGCAUAUUCCAAAUUAACUUAAUCAUUUAUUCAUCUACUUUAAAUGUGUACUCUUAUAAAACUGCAGGUUAUUACAACAAUCCUGCCAAUGUUCUUAUCCAUUUACAGUUUGUUUGUAAAUAUUCAACAAACCGUUUCCAUCUUUUGUUUGUUAAAUCCUUUCGCUCUUGCUAAUGUCUUUAUGAAUCCUGUAAAAAUUACUCUGUGAGUUUGUGAUUGUAUUUUGUAAAUCACCCCGUCAGGCAUUGUCUCCAGCUAUCAGUUUCCAGUCUCAUCCUCUCACGACACCUAGGGGGAUGUAAAAGCCAAAGAUGAGCAAAAGAUCUUGUUGCCUCAUGUCAUCACUGAAUCAGGUAUGACUCACCUGUCUCACAUGUACCUAAUCUAUGUUUGGCAUGAGGGAGUGGGGAGCAUGAAAGGUAGGGCAGUUCAUAAAAAACUUUUUUUUGAAAAUGCCUGCUCCAAAGGUCUUAUCAUACUACACCAGGGAUUAUAUAGCUAUACGUAUCUGAAAUUUCAUGCGUAUCAGUUAAUAACUUGACCCUGCUGAAUUGAAAUUUCAGCCUUCACGACAUAGGACAACGGCCAAGUAAACAUCUAUUUUCGUGGAGGAGGGUCAAGAUAUUAACUGAUAUGCAUGAAAUUUCAGAUACAGUAGUACCUCGGGUUACAUACGCUUCAGGUUACAGACGCUUCAGGUUACAGACUCCGCUAACCCAGAAAUAGUACCUCGGGUUAAGAAUUUUGCUACAGGUUGAGAACAGAAAUCAUGCUCCAGCGGCACGGCAGCAGCAGGAGGCCUCAUUAGCUAAAGCGGUGCUUCAGGUUAAGAAUAGUUGCAGGUUAAGAACGGACCUCCAGAACGAAUUAAGUACUUAACCCAAGGUACCAAUGUACAGCUAUAUAAUCCCUAGUGUAGUAAGAUAAGACCUUUGGAGCAGGCAUUUUUUAAAAAAAAGUUUUUAAUGAACUGCCCUGGUGAAAGGGGAUUUGAGCUCGGGACUUAUCUCAGUUCGGGGUUUUCUCUCUUUUGCCUGCCUGUGGAUACAGAGAGGACCCUGUUGCAACAGUGUCCGUACAGUGGGUUCCCCGGCUGCUGACGCCUUUCUAGAAGCAGGAAUGAGUCACAUGCUCACUGGCUCUUUUGGCCAAGUGUCACAAAAACCUUGAUGACUUCUUUGCCAGACUAGUUACUCAGGAAGAAACAUGGGUCCAUCCAAACAAUGGAACGCAUUCUGCCUUACCACCUCCAAAGUAGGCACGUGUCCAACCAUCAGUGGGCAAGGUCCUGCUCACGGUCUUCUGGGACCAGCACGGAGUAGUGAUGAUGGAUUUCCUGGCAAUGGGUACCACAGUUUCCGGGACAUACUACGCUUCACUGCUGCGGAAGGCCAUCAGAAUCGAGAGGUGUGGUGUGCUGAACAAAGGUGUCUGCCUCCUGCAGGAUAAUGCCCCGGUUCACAACUCACAUGUUGCACAGACGGAAGCAUGGUCCUGUGGCUAUGAAAUCCUUCCUCACCCCCCUUAUUCUCCCAACCUCGCACCAUCGAACUCCCACCUCUUUCCAACCAUGAAGUUCUUUCUGAAAGGCAAGCUUUUUCCAGAUGAUGAAAUGCUGAUUUCUGGGGUCAAGCCGUGGCUUCUGACGCAACCUGCUGACUUCUACAGACGAGGUCUCCACACCUGCAUAAAGCAAUGGGAGAAGUCUCAGUCCACAGGAAGUACGUCAAGGGAAAUCUUUAAUGAGCGCCCCUCAUAACUUGGCCUCGCUGGAGGUCUAUGCGGGAUUGUGGGGAGGGUUCUAUUGACUGCACCUUUCCUGAGUUUCCUUUCCUCCAAGGCUAUUGAUGACUACUUGUUGUGGUUGUUGUUUAGUCGUUUAGUCGUGUCCGACUCUUUGUGACCCCCAUGGACCAGAGUACGCCAGGCACUCCUGUCUUCCACUGCCUCCCGUAGUUUGGUCCAUCUCAUGCUGGUAGCUUCGAGAACACUGUCCAACCAUCUCGUCCUCUGUCAUCCCCUUCUCCUUGUGCCCUCCAUCUUUCCCAACAUCAGCUUCAGGAUCUGUCCUUCCAGUGAGCACUCAGGGCUGAUUUCCUUCAGAAUGGAUAGGUUUGAUCUCCUUGCAGUCCAUGGGACUCUCAAGAGUCUCCUCCAACACCAUAAUUCAAAGCAUCAAUUCUUCGGCAAUCAGCCUUCUUUAUGGCUACUAGCCAUGGUGAUUAUGGUCUGCCUCCACAGUUGGUGGCAGCAAUGCUCUUAAACUCCAGUUGCUGGAAACCACAGGUGAGGAGAGCGCUCAUAUGCUCAGAUCCCAUUGUGGCUUCUCAUUGAGGCAUCUAGUUGGCCCUUGUGAGAAACGGAUGCUGGACUAAAUGGACCAUUGGCUUAAUCCAGAAGGCUCCCUUUACGUUCUGAUGCAACCAUGCUGAAUGCAUGAUCUUGUUCUCUUGGCACACGUAUAUCCUCCUCAGGGCCAAGAUCUGGCCAUUCUGAGCGCAGAGCCAUGCUUGAUAAUUCACACAUAGAGAAAUUUAGGGACAUACAGGGACCUAAUAGUGAGUGAAUCUGCACUAUUUGACAAAUAGCCAUUUCAGAGCAGCCCAGCAGGUGUCAGCCUUGCUUAGAAAAAACAGCCUGUUCAGAAAAAGCUGUUCAGUUUCUCCAGCUGCUAAGAGGCUCUGGAAAGGCUUGCGAAAUAUGGAUCUUUUUACUAUUUACUUAUUUCUUAAAAUGAGCUAGAGGUUGCUGCAAAGGGAUAGGCCACUAAAUAAAUUUACAUCCGAAGGAGGCUGUGCUACGUGGCGGAGGAAGGCAAGUAUUGCAAUAUUUCCUGCAAUUAGAAACAAUAAACCAACCAGUUAAAGAUUCUGGGUCUUGCUGAUAGUUUAGGUGUUAUAACUAACUGGUUUUUUAAUUAUAAUGGCUAUAUCACAGUUUUCAUGUUGUGUACUACCCUGUAAUCUGUUUAAGAAAGGGUGGUGUGUUAAUAAGACAAUAAUAGGAGUAGUAGGAACAACAACAUAAACAACAAGAACUAGCACUGUUACAGGUGCCAUAUAAUGCUUGUUCCACAUUUGUAAGAAAUCAAUCAUUUAGUGUGGUCGCCCUUUGGAACUCCCUGCCUAUUGACACCAGGCAGGUACCUUUACUGCACUGUUUUGAGUGCCUGCUAAAAACAUUUUUGUUUAGAGAAGCCUAUCCAAAUAUGUAGAGUGCUGAUGUGUGUUCUCAUCUGUGUUUAGUUUAUCACUAAUUAUAUUUUAUUUUUGAAAUGUUUUCAAUAGUUGUCUUUAACUGUUUUACAUGUAAUGUUAUUUUUUAUUCUUUUGAGGGGUUCCCCCCCAAUAAAUAAAUAAAUAAAUAAAUAAAUAAAUAAAUAAAUAGACAACAACACCUCUCAGUUGGCUUAAUGUACAUUCACAUCACACAAUUGUUUCCAAACAAGCAAUAGUGGUCAAAAUUCCAUGAAGGAAAAAUUCCCUGCUAUUUUAAAAUUUCCCCCCUGCAGUAUGAAACUUCCAGAAAACACUGGGGGCACUCUACGCCAAAGCUUCCAUUCAAGCAGGCCAAUGGUGAGAUCCAAAGGGCUGGACCCCACGGGAGAUCUUGUGCUCCCUAGAAUAGGGAUUUCUUCAUUAAGAAGGCCUGUGGUAUGUCUGUGAAAAGACAAUUAAAAAUCAUACGGUGCCUAACACAGUGAUUUACAGUUGCUGCAAGAGGCAGGAAAAAAUUGUGGUUUGCCAAGAACCUCAGCAAUUUUCUAGUAGCCCAUGGCAGGUCAGAUUUUGGGAACCACUACCUUAGAACAUCAUAUCCCCCAGUAAAGACCUGCAGAUGGAGGUUUCUUAGUAGACAAGUUGAUACUCAGUGGAACAGGGUUUCUCUGAAGGCAGAAAAGCUUGAAAGCUACUGGCUUAGCCAUCACCAAUUUGUUGUGGGCUGUCAGACGUCACAGGGUAUGCGUGAGAAUUCUGGUCCUCUGUUGCUUAAGAUGCAGGAAAUGCUUCCUGAUGAAACUAGGAUUUUUUUAAUGGCUACCAUGAACAAGUCAUCUCUAGAGAGGUUACUGGACAGCUUGACAACUGAGAGGUGUCCAUAUUUGAACAUGGCUUUUCGUGGAAUUUAGUGUACACAGCAAGUUUACCCCCCACCUCUGUUUUUUUUCUUCAGAAGAUGGCCUGAGGGACAGUUCUACAUUAAUAGCAACUCCUUUCAGAAGAAGCAAUCUCUGCUCCCUGAGAAAACAGCUAUUUUCAGGCAGGCCUGUUCUCGAGGAGCUGCUAUUUUUAGCAAAUUCUGUUUGGUGAAAGGGGGGGGGGCGUCUUUGUUUCUAAAAACCCACAGCCUUCCCCUCACUCCAGCACUGGUAGCUGCUCCUUGUCUGACAAUGAGCUAUCCCUUGUGGCGCAUAUUAGUAGCCUGAGGGAAGUGUACAAAAAGCAGCAAGCCAAGCAAAGGCUAAUGAUGGAGGCGGAAGCCUUACGGAGUGCUCCUUUCUCAGCAGGUUCCAUUAGUAAAUGAAGUUUUCCUGAAGGGACCCAUAUUUGCUUUCAGUGUAUUCCAAAACACGGCACUUAAUCCUGCCAUUCAACUUUCUUUAAAAUAUGCCCCUCCUAGCCAUACGACUCAGAUGUCACGAGCCACAAUGGCAUACCCUCCAACAUUUCUCCAAUGAAAAUAAGGAUGUCCUGUUCCAGAAUACAGUCGUACCUCGGAUCCCAAACGCCUUGCGAGCUGAACGUUUUGGCUCCUGAACGCCCCAAACACGGAAGUGAGUGUUCCGGUUUGCAAACGUUCUUUGGAACCCGAAUGUCUGAUGGGGCUUCCACGGCUUCCGAUUGGCUGCAGGAGCUUUCUACAGCCAAUGGGAAGCCGCGCCUUGGUUUCCAAACGUUUUGAAAGUAGAACGAACUUCCGGAAUGGAUUCCGUUCGACUUCCACGGUACGAUUGUAAUAAUAAUUUUGUUAUUUAUAUCCCGUCCAUCUGACUGGGUUGCCCUAGCGGCUUCCAACAUAUUAUAAAACCUUAUAAAACAUUAAACAUUAAAAAACUUCCCUAUGCAGGACUCCCUUCAGAUGUCUUCUAAAGGCUGUAUGGUUACUUAUCUCCUUGGCUCAGGGGUCAAAUAACUCCAUACCCUCCAACAUUUCUCCGAAGAAAAUAGGGGCGUC
Messenger RNA from Podarcis lilfordi (Lilford's wall lizard), 7039 nucleotides. The record is from the annotation of a GenBank genome assembly. NCBI's taxonomy places the organism in Eukaryota, Metazoa, Chordata, Lepidosauria, Squamata, Lacertidae.